AUGCGCGAAAUCAGGAAAAGAAAUCCACAGAUUGAUCCAGUUGAGUUGCAGCGGCAAGCAGAAUACGAGAUGAUCAAUCGCGGACCGAAAUCAAGGGCUUUUUACAGAGUGCAGGCUACCCGGCGUUUGGUUGGCGGCGGAGACAUUGUUCAGCAGCAAGAGAGGCAGUCGCGGGCACAUACCUGCAAAAUUUUUUUCGAUCCAGCUCACUAUACAGUGCUGGAAAAUAUUGGAACAUUUGAUGUGGUAAUCGGUCGAGAUGGUGGUCCGGAAGGAUUAACUGUUAUGGUCGAUUAUUAUACCGAAGAUGGUACUGCCAAUGCUGGAAGCGAUUAUGUGCCCGUGAGAGGGACGCUUACUUUUUAUCCUGACGAUAAAAUUCAGAAGGUGAAAAUCGAAAUCGUAGACGACGAUGUAUUUGAAGAGGAUGAGCAUUUCUAUCUGCAUCUGAAUAAUCUACGAGUUCGUACGAAGGACGGUUUGGUGCUGGAUCCACUACGACUUGGUGGUGUUCCCAUUGCUUCACUUGAACUGCCUUCCACCGCUACAAUUAUGAUUCUUGGUACUCAUUUUAUUCUGAUCAUUGCUUUUUCACUUGCUAGUGUAGACCAACUAAGGAUAUUAGGUGGAAAUUUCCGGAUCACAGCAGAUUGUGAAAGUAAGGAAAUGAAAAGUGAGCACUGA
Molecule: messenger RNA, 684 nt
Organism: Gongylonema pulchrum
Lineage: Eukaryota; Metazoa; Nematoda; Chromadorea; Rhabditida; Gongylonematidae
Source: the annotation of a GenBank genome assembly